This is a messenger RNA of Colletotrichum graminicola M1.001, 1956 nucleotides long. RefSeq names its product triose-phosphate transporter. Bases 1 to 1956 code for a protein of 651 amino acids. NCBI's taxonomy places the organism in Eukaryota, Fungi, Ascomycota, Sordariomycetes, Glomerellales, Glomerellaceae. Gene Ontology annotation, cellular component: cis-Golgi network; Golgi apparatus; endoplasmic reticulum-Golgi intermediate compartment. The transcript is spliced from 3 exons. The record is from RefSeq and is a predicted model, not a curated record. Gene Ontology annotation, molecular function: antiporter activity. Gene Ontology annotation, biological process: UDP-glucose transmembrane transport.
AUGCCCCGAUCCUCCUCCCCGUCAGACUCGACCUCAUCCUCACUUGUGCAUGUGCUGCCUCCUGACCCUAGUCGAUCCGCCUCUGCCUCUGCCUCUGCUUCUGCUUCUGCUAUUGCCAGUGCCACAUCAUCCUCCCCCGAUCCCAUUGACCACGAAGACGCCCUCCCGCCUUGCCUCCUGAGCCCGUCACCUUUGCUCCUCCCACCGUCCACCGCGUCAUCCCCUGGCCACGCGACCACAUCGCCAAUACCCGCGAACCCGGAUGACCCCCGGUCACAAGACGUCGCCGUCACUGAUCUUAUUCACACAUAUUCGCACUUGGGCUCAGCCCCUACCUUGACCAACACUAAUAACGAGAACCCUAUCCGCGCACGCGGCCCCGUUACCGAACAAGAAUUCGAGAUGGAGCCGUUGAAAGGGGUCGGUCACCGCCGGCGCCGCAGUUCUCUCAUGCAAAACGCCGGCUCCAGCAACCACCAGAAGGCCCCGUCGAGGAGUCAGGGGAACCUGUCCGAAGAACCAAAGAUAUCGGAGGAGGACUUGGGCGCGACACCGUCGGCCUCCAAAGACGCCGAAAACGACAGCUUCUCCGACGAGGACCUCCACGAUGACGAGGAGAUGGGCCUGACGAAGAAGGACAAGCGCAGGAAGAAGAAUAAGAGAAGGAACAACACACGAUUAGACCAGAGAAUCGUCCGCGGAGAGAUCUCGGCCGAGGAGAAGAAGGAGGCCGACCAAAACGUUAUUAGGAGGUCUGUCAUCAACGUGGUCUUGAUCUUGCUGUGGUACUUGUUCUCACUCAGCAUCUCAUUGUACAACAAAUGGAUGUUCGACCAAAACCGCCUCAAUUUCGCCUUCCCCCUGUUUACGACCGCCUGCCACAUGCUGGUGCAGUUCGCCCUCUCAUCUUUGGUCUUAUUCUUAGUACCCUCACUACGCCCGUCAAAUGGCCUGCGAAACUCGGACAUGGGCCGCUCACGCCAUGAAUCCGAGCCGGACCGGCCGUUGAUGACCAAGAUGUUCUACCUGACGCGCAUCGGGCCCUGCGGCGCCGCGACAGGUCUUGAUAUCGGGUUGGGAAACACCUCACUCAAGUUCAUUACCCUCACCUUUUACACUAUGUGCAAAUCAUCUUCUCUAGCGUUCGUUUUGAUCUUCGCCUUCUUAUUCCGGCUCGAACAGCCUACCUGGCGUCUUGUGGCCAUCAUUGCCACAAUGACUCUCGGUGUCGUUCUCAUGGUCUCGGGGGAAGUCGAAUUCAAGGUCAGCGGCUUCAUCCUCGUCAUCUCUGCCGCCUUUUUCUCAGGUUUCCGCUGGGGUCUGACCCAGAUCCUUCUGCUCCGCAAUCCAGCGACCUCCAACCCCUUUUCCAGUAUUUUUUUCCUGGCGCCAGUUAUGUUUUUGACAUUGAUCGUCAUUGCCAUUCCCGUCGAGGGCUUCCCGGCUCUCAUCGAAGGCCUGAAGAUCCUCGUGGCCGAGUGGGGUGCUAUCACGACCCCACUGUUCCUGCUCUUCCCCGGCUGCAUCGCCUUCCUCAUGACCGCCUCCGAGUUCGCUCUCCUGCAGCGCACCUCGGUUGUCACCCUCUCCAUUGCCGGUAUCUUCAAGGAGGUUGUCACCAUCUCUGCUGCCGCUCUCGUUUUCAACGACCGCCUGACGCCCAUCAACUUCGUCGGUCUCAUCACCACCAUGGGCGCCAUCGUUGCGUACAACUAUAUCAAGAUCACUCAGAUGCGUGAGGAUGCUCAAAAGGAGGUCCAGCGUGGCCACAUGGAGGUUGCCUCCGGCUCGUCUUCGAGCGGAAGCGACAACGACGAUGGUGGCGAAGAAACGGGCCUUCUGCGGAACAGCACCGAUUAUGAGGACAACCUCGUCACUGCAGACGGCGAUAUUUUGCCCAACCCGCAACACACGGCGCAAGGAUCACGAACAGCCCAGGCUCACCGCGACAACUAG